Messenger RNA from Corylus avellana, 2079 nucleotides. NCBI's taxonomy places the organism in Eukaryota, Viridiplantae, Streptophyta, Magnoliopsida, Fagales, Betulaceae. The record is from RefSeq and is a predicted model, not a curated record.
GUUAGGAGAUAUGUUGAAGGUGCAAGACUUGAAUGCCAUUUUGCGACAUUUGGGGAAGCUAAACAGGUGCCAGGAUCUUUCUCAGGUAAUUUUGACAACUUUAUUAAAGGUAUAUGUUAAAGGAGGCUUGUUUGAAAAGUCAAGAGAUCUAUUAGCUGAGCUGGAAACUAUGGGGUAUGCUGAUGAAGAGAUGCCUUACUGUUUAUUGAUGGAUGGCCUUGCUAUGGCUGGGCGUAUAGAUGAAGUUAAAUCACUCUUUGACAAAAUGAAGGGAAAAUCUGUCAGAUCUGAUGGCUAUUCCCACAGUAUCAUGAUUACGGCAUUUUCAUGGGGUGGUCUUUUGGAAGAGGCAAAGCAUUUGGCGAGGGAUUUUGAAGCUACCCAUGACAGAUAUGACUUGGUUAUGUUGAACACGACACUAUAUGCAGGGCAGGUGAAAUGGAAAGCGUAAUGGAAAUGCUAAAGAAAAUGGAUGGAUUAGCAAUCAGUCCUGAUUAUAAUACCUUUCAUAUCCUAAUCAAAUAUUUUUGUAAGGAGAAGUUAUAUCUGCUUGCUUACCAGACAAUGAAGGACAUGCACAGUAGAGGUCGCCAACCAGAGGAGGAACUUUGUUCCUCUCUAAUAUAUCAUCUUGGCAAAAUAAAAGUACAAUCAGAGGCAUUUUCUGUUUACAAUAUGUUGAGAUUUGGUAAAAGAACAAUGUGCAAAGCCCUUCAUGAGAAGAUUCUGCACAUUCUAAUAGCAGGAAUGCUACUGAAAGAUGCCUAUGUAGUAGUGAAGGACCAUGCACGGUUUAUUUCUAAGCCUGCAAUAAAGAAGUUCUGUACAACCUUUUUUAAGUCAGGAAACAUCAACUUGAUAAAUGGCGUUAUAAAGGCCAUCCAUGGUUGUGGCUACAAGAUUGAUCAGAGGAUGAUUGCAGAUCCUGCCUUAUAUAAGCUUCUUUUAGAGGAGGCUGCUACAAUUGGUUGUUCAGUUUGGUGGGAGUUGAAGAAUCGCAAGGAUAGGGGUGUGCUUUAUUUCAUGGAAAGGGAAAUGAAACUUUAUGACAUACCCAUUCAAUAUACUUAACUUCUUGUUUCUGCUUUACUAUGGUUGUACGAUAAAGCAAGAAUGGGAUCUGGCACUUAUUAAUGUGCUCACAGUAGCAACCUGCAAUGCCAUUGUUGUUUGGUCAUUCGAUUUGCAAAAUACAUUGCAGAAGCUCCCAAACAAUAUAUUUGAAAAGAGUUACCCACUUCGGGAAUUUGAUUUGCAAAAGAGAGUUCACUCGUUCUUCUACAAGGCUGCAGAGUUGUGUAUGGUUGGGUUAAGUGCUGGAGCAGUACAAGGUGCAUUGUCAAACGUUUUGGCCAGUAAAAAGGAGGGAAGGUUAUCUGUGACAAUUCCAUCUGUGAGCUCUAAUGCACUUGGUUAUGGUGCAUUUCUCGGUCUUUAUGCAAACCUCAGAUAUCAGCUGAUAUGUGGAUUUGAUAGAUCAAUGGCCAACCAUUUUGAUGUCAUCGCAGUGGCACUGUUCUUUAGCACAGCUUUGAGGAUUUUGAAUGUUCAAUUAGGAGAGAGAUCAAGUGUGGCUUGGCUAGGGGUAGAGGCAGAUCCACUGGUUGAUUCAGACAGUCUCUUGAAGGUUUACAGCAGGCCUCCAGAGGGCGUUGAUGAGGCGUCUUCGAAAUGGUUUAUAUCAAAGAAGGCAGUUAUUUCCGGGCUUGGGCUCCUUGGCAUCAAACAGGGAACUGUUGACUCAGUGUCUGACGGGCAACUGUCGUCACCGCCUGAGGCUUGGAGAAAGAGGAUUGUCCGGGAGAAGGUGACUACAGGUUGAACAUAAUAGUUUUGUUGAUGCCAUGACAGUCACAGUCCAAUUUUGCCGGCGAACUUGCUCGACAAAGUUAGAGCUGCAAGGAGGAGGUAGUGUCCCAUUAAUGAUUCCGUGACUGCUUCAGCCAUGAGGGGGCAGCUAAAACGAGCAAAAUUAAUGAACUAGAACGAGAAUAAUAUGUUUUUCUGGGGAGGAUUUCUUGAUUUUUCUUCUGUCCCUUAAACAACACUUGGACAUAUAAUAUCUACUUCAACUUCUUG